Messenger RNA from Hippocampus zosterae (dwarf seahorse), 4221 nucleotides. RefSeq names its product farnesyl-diphosphate farnesyltransferase 1 (gene fdft1). Gene Ontology annotation, biological process: farnesyl diphosphate metabolic process; cholesterol biosynthetic process. Gene Ontology annotation, cellular component: endoplasmic reticulum membrane. Gene Ontology annotation, molecular function: squalene synthase [NAD(P)H] activity. NCBI's taxonomy places the organism in Eukaryota, Metazoa, Chordata, Actinopteri, Syngnathiformes, Syngnathidae. The transcript has 7 exons. The record is from RefSeq and is a predicted model, not a curated record. Bases 1342 to 2715 code for a protein of 457 amino acids.
AAAAAUGGAACAAACAUGUCAUAUAGCGAGACAAAUAAGUGAUCUUUCGUAUCUUCUGCAAAAUGUCGGGGGAUAUUAAUCAAGAGUUUUGACCGCUAAUCCCGCCGUUUUGACUCGAAUGUCACCCCGGUAAGUAUCAACACGAAUGACUUAACACGCGAUCUUGUUAUAAAUGGAUCAUAAUUAAAUUCCAGAACCUUAGAGUACACGUAUGACGUCGAGACCUGUCCGUAAAUGGCAUAAAUUAAAAGCUGCUACCAGAGGAAGUGGCCACAGGUUUGAGUUGCUGACACUUGUCCGCCACUAGAUGGCGAAAGAAACCACUGUUUUGUCAAAUAUAUACUGUACCUGCAGUUAUACAGUACCUGCACCCGAAACAUUUUGCAGUUCUGCACAUUGCAAGUCAAUAAAUUGUGCAAAAACGUACCGAAUUUUUGAACAGUUGUCACCAAUUAAAUAUUUAUGAAUUAGCAACAAAUGUCAUUUAAUUCCAGCCAUAAUACGCAAGGUUGAUUUAAAAAUACAAAUAAAAUAAUAAAAAUGUGUCCAGAUGAAAAAACUAAGGGCCGAAGCGAAACUUAAAUUAAAUCGUCACACAAUACCACCGUCCUAAAGAUGUAAAAUAAACCAUUAUAUUUAUUGAUACCUAAAUACUUGAUGUCAUGAAAGUGAAGAUUUUUACGUAUCGUAUUCUCAAUACAGUUAUGCACACCACUAUUUCACUGUCUCACAACAACAUUAAUUCAAUUCGAGACUGCCCUUGUCACUAAAAUUCAAAACAGUGUGACUUAAUUUUCCCGUACUCACGCAUGUGAUCAGUACAUUUGCAAAGUUUUUUUUUAAAUUCGUGAAUAUUUUUUGUUCCUGACUAACUUCUGCUUCACUUUUCUGUACAUAUAUUAUUAAUAUCGAGAAAAUUAGUGGAAAUGUAAAUAUUUUGAAAAUCAUGUUCGGGGCCAUUGUGAGAAUGAAUAACAAAAAAAACGUAUUUUUAAUUAAUGGUGAUAAUUUGUGCAAAAGCAUUGAGAAGCCCUGUACAAGUGCGCGGAAUUGUCUUACAAGUCGAGAGGACAAAUGGACAUUUCCAAGUUUAUUGACACAUUCAAUAUGGCAGCGACAUUGACGCGAUUCACCGCCAAAGAUGGCGUCUAUUUGGCUCUAGCUUAGGAAGCCAGUGCCAAGGUUGCGGAGGAAGGCGGGACUCCACCGUGGUCCAACGUGUUGAGUCGAGUGCCCCUCGCCAAGGUUGGCUCCGGAGCUGUUCGCCCUCCACAGGCACGCCCGCGUCGAGCCGAGCAGCCGCGGCUUCUCGCUCGUCCACUCGGGCUACACCGACAUCGCAUGGCCGCCGGGGCGUGCUGCAAGUGUCCCAUCUCGCUGGCCAUAUUCAAGCGCUCUCUAUCUGUCGCGCCGCGGGGUCCGACGCCCGCCUGUCCCCGCUCGCUGCUGUCGGGCCGGAGGCUGGGCGAGCGGGGCCUGCGGGAGGCCGCCCGGGCGUCCAGUGCUCUGAGAGCGGCAGGCUUCGGUCGUCACGCGGCCUUGUGUUGUCUGUCGUGCCAGGAGUCCAUGAGCCAGAGCCUGAGGACGUGUUACAUAUACCUAAACCAGACCAGCAGGAGUUUCGCUGCAGUCAUUCAGGCCCUGGACGGCGACCUAAGACACGCCGUGUGCAUUUUCUACCUGGUGUUACGGGCAUUGGACACGGUGGAGGAUGAUAUGAGCAUCCCCCUGGACAGGAAGGUUCCCAUGCUGAACAAUUUCCACACCUUCCUGUACCAGGACACCUGGAGCUUCAGCGAGAGCCAGGAGAAAGACCGGCAAGUUCUGGAGGACUUCCCCACGAUAUCUUUGGAGUUCCGAAACCUGGCUGAAGAGUACCGGGAAGUCAUCUCAGACAUCUGCCACCGGAUGGGAGUCGGAAUGGCCGAAUUCCUAGAGAAGAAAGUGGGAUCCAUGAAAGAAUGGGACAAGUAUUGCCACUAUGUGGCAGGGCUGGUGGGCAUAGGCCUGUCUCGCCUCUUCUCGGCGUCCCAGCUGGAGGAGCCGGAGGUGGGCUGGGACACGGACUUGGCCAACUCCAUGGGCCUGUUCCUCCAGAAAACAAACAUCAUCCGAGACUAUCUGGAGGACACAAAGGAGGGACGUGCCUUCUGGCCACAAGAGGCGUGGAGCCAGUUUGCGGGUCGUCUGGAGGACUUGGCGCAGCCCGAGAAGCUGGAGUCGGCUCUAUCGUGUCUCAACCUGCUGGUCACAGAUGCUCUGCGCCAUUUGCCGGACGUCAUCGCCUACCUGGCCCGCCUGCGCAACCAGAGUGUGUUCAACUUUUGCGCUAUCCCUCAGGUGAUGGCGAUAGCUACUCUGUCAUCGUGCUACAACAACCCCCUGGUGUUCCAGGGCGUGGUGAAAAUCCGAAAGGGACAGGCUGUCACUCUCAUGAUGGAGGCCACCAACAUGCGAGCCGUGCAGAACAUCAUCAGCCAGUACAGUCAGGAGAUUCUGCACAAGGUCUCGCUUUCGGACCCGUCACGGGACGAAACGCUACGUAUAUUGGCGCUCAUUCGGGAAAAAUCUCAGGCGUCGGACGUGCCCGUCAGGACCCAACACCUGUCGCCCGUGUACCUGUCGGCCGCCAUGCUGCUGGCGGCUGUCAGCUGGCAGUACCUGAGCGCCGCGGCGACGCAGGCGCAGGGUGCCGGCGACAUGCAGGGACAGUAAAUUUCUACAAAAGAACAACAAAUCAGACUCAAGAUAGCCUCUUCACUGACCUUGGAGGUUCACUUCUUCAGGAAAUGGACACACCACAAAUAAGCACUUGGUCGCACGUUGCAUGGAAGGCUGUUUGAGCAUUUAUUCAAAGUCCAGCUGAAGGCUCGCCGUACACCAAACGAUGUGACCAAAUACCUUUGAACUGGAUUUCCAAUAAUACAACAUUUUAUUUCACACGAUUCUGUGGCUUAUAAAGUGAAGUGUGGAGAGUCUGUGUCACCCAAAAUGCAAGAGUUGAGUCGGUGACUGGGCAAUCACUGUCAAGAGUCUCUCAAAUAUCCUCAUGAUGUCCUUCAUUUUUUUGCCCGUUUUCUCUAUUAUCAUAUAUUUAUUUGCAUUUCACCCCUGAGUGCACCACAAGGGAACAGACACACCCCAAAUGACAUCGAAAUACAAUAACCAACAUUAAAGAGGACGAGGACAAACAAAAAAGAAAACAACAACCCCAGACUGUUUUAAGGGGAGCACAGUGUGGAUUUGGGAGAAAGACAUCACACAUAGACCCCCACAGGUGGAGGUGAGGAAGUGUUACGGCCAUCAAGGUUCCACCACAUCCCAUCUACAGUUGCGCCAUAAUAGAAAAAUGUAGCCGGAUUGGAGGCUUAAGGAGGAUUCAAAGUCUGUCGAAUGAAUGCUCAAAUGGCUGCACACAACGUUCUACCUCUGCAGGCCCCCCUUUGGAUUGCAGUGUUUACACACAAUUUUGUGCGGUUGAAUUCACCAGUAUUUUGAAAUCCCUGUUCAUGGUUCUUCUUUCACCUUUUGGGGGAGCUAAACCAUGCCUGAAAACUGUCCAAAAAAGGCAAAAUGGUCACAGCAUCCAUGAAAAAAAGUCAAGUACACCCAUGCCUCAAAUUGAGCGGGACAGUGAGCGUUUUGUGGUUUAUUCCUCCUUGGCAAGCUAAGCUGCUUCUUAAUUUUUUUCCCUUCCCUCUGGUGUCAUUCUUGAGGCGUGAGAAAAAAAACAAUGAGCCUCUAACACCACUUUUACCAAUGGACUCAAAAUUGGGUGGACAUCUCUGUCCAAAACAGGAUUGAAAGAAAAGGCGCAAGGACUCAUGCAUGUAAUCGAACAGCAAGUUUUGGUUGAAAGCAGCCAUUUUGGACAAAGUUGUUGAAUUUGCUUUCAGGUUGUAGUUCUUACUUUGCUCCAAUUAAGUUUGCGUAUGCAACACUGAAGCUAAAAAAUAUUGUGUAUGUUUCGAACCCUUGUAGAAAUAUGUUUAUAAUUUUGAGGUGUUUUUUUUAACUGAAAGAGAAUGAUUAAUAGUACUGUGUGAGUGUAUGUGGACUGUAAAUGAGAGCAUUGAGAGGCUGCGAAUGAAGUGUCCUUAAUAGAGCUUUGGCCAGCACAAAGACACCAAAGGUGAAGCGAUAGAAAACAUUGCUGUGUAAUGUGAUACUCAUUAGAUUUGUUUGUACAUGUCAGAGCAAAUAAAGGUGGAAAGGAAAUUA